This is a messenger RNA of Phyllostomus discolor (pale spear-nosed bat), 4270 nucleotides long. RefSeq names its product NFKB activating protein (gene NKAP). Gene Ontology annotation, cellular component: nucleus. NCBI's taxonomy places the organism in Eukaryota, Metazoa, Chordata, Mammalia, Chiroptera, Phyllostomidae. The transcript is spliced from 9 exons. The coding region runs from base 146 to 1396 and encodes 416 amino acids. Gene Ontology annotation, molecular function: chromatin binding. Gene Ontology annotation, biological process: negative regulation of DNA-templated transcription. The record is from RefSeq and is a predicted model, not a curated record.
GACGUACCCGGAACUGUUUCCAAGGUUUCCUAAGGUUCCGGUUGUGACGCAGUGACAGGUCCUCCCGGGAGCCAAGGCAACCGGUAUCUUCCCAGGCUAGCAAGAGCGCCCCCUUCUCCCCGGCUUCGGGGACACAGCGGCAGUGAUGGCUCCGGUGUCUGGUUCGCGCAGCCCGGAGAGGGAGGCCUCGGGCUCUAGGGUGAGGCGUCGCAGUUCGUCGAGGAGCCCUAAGCCCAGCAAAUCCGCCCGAUCCCCGCGGGGCCGCCGCUCUCGCUCGCACUCUUGUUCUCGGUCUGGGGAUCGGAAUGGCCUCAGCCAUCAGCCGAGUGGCCUCGGCCAAAGCUCCCGAAACCAGCCCUACCGCUCCCGCUCGCGGUCACGCUCUCGAGAGCGGCCUUCUGCGACGCGGGGCACCCCCUUCUCUUCUGCUUCGUCCGCCUAUUAUGGCGGCUACUCACGCCCCUACGGGAACGACAAGCCAUGGCCUAGCCUCUUGGACAAGGAGAGGGAGGAAAGCCUACGGCAGAAGAGAUUAAGCGAGAGAGAGAGGAUUGGAGAAUUGGGAGCUCCUGAAGUAUGGGGACUUUCUCCAAAGAAUCCAGAACCAGACUCUGAUGAACAUACACCAGUAGAGGAUGAGGAACCAAAGAAAAGCACCACUUCAGCUUCUACUUCGGAAGAAGAAAGGAAGAAGAAGAAGAAGGAUAGUCACUCAAAAGAAAGGUCCAAGAAAAGAAAAAAGAAAAAAUCAUCUAAAAGAAAACACAAGAAUUAUUCUGACGAUAGUGACAGUGACUCUGAUUCUGAAACAGACUCCUCUGAUGAAGAUACAAAAAGGAGAUCGAAGAAAGCCAAGAAAAAGGAAAAGAAGAAGAAACGCAGAUCGAAGAAACACAAGAAAAAGAAGUCUAAGAAGAACAGAAAAGAUUCCAGUGAUUCAAGCUCUAAAGAUUCCCAAGAAGAGUUUCUGGAGAAUCCCUGGAAGGAUCGAUCAAAGCCUGAAGAACCCUCGGAUUUAAUUGGCCCAGAGGCUCCCAAAACACUCGCCUCUCAAGAUGAUAAACCUCUGAACUAUGGCCAUGCCCUGUUACCUGGUGAAGGUGCAGCUAUGGCUGAAUAUGUAAAAGCUGGAAAACGUAUCCCACGAAGAGGUGAAAUUGGUUUGACAAGUGAAGAAAUUGCAUCAUUUGAAUGCUCGGGUUACGUAAUGAGUGGUAGCAGGCAUCGCCGAAUGGAGGCUGUGCGACUACGGAAAGAGAACCAGAUCUAUAGUGCAGAUGAGAAGAGAGCUCUUGCAUCCUUUAACCAAGAAGAGAGACGAAAGAGAGAAAACAAGAUUCUGGCCAGUUUUCGAGAGAUGGUAUACAGAAAAACUAAAGGGAAAGAUGACAAAUAAAGAUUUUGGGCUUGUUCUGCAGACGUUUUUAACAGAAAGUCUGGGUUUUAUAUAUACCUACAAAAAGAUUGUUACGGCCUGAAACGCUUUGCAGUGCUACUGUGCCUUCUAUUUAAUUCUUUCUGUCUUUCAAUAAAAAGCUGCUUAUUGAUAUAACAUUAGCAAAUUCUUUGGGUUAUUUUGAUUGACCAUAAACCUUUCUGAUUUAAAAAUCCAAAUUAUGAGUGAAAUCCUACUGUAUUGGGUGAGGUGACAUUGAGAGAAAAUAUCAGUGAGAUGAGAAAUUUAACUCUCACAGCAUGGGACAGUGCUACUCAUAGCUCUACACAACACCUGCCCCCACCCCAACUGAAAUGGUGGGAAAUUACCAUUCCUCUAUAUUGAGUGUGUUGUGAAUGGACUUGAUAGAAACAUACAGGAGGCCAGUUUUGUCAACACAAUGAAGGCAUUGCUGAAAAAAGCAAAUCUGGAAUUUGAAGAUUGACUUUUAUUAUACAAUAUAUAGUCCGCUCUGCGAAUAAUGUAUUUUGGUUUUAGUCAAUGACAAAUCCCCAAACCAGCAAAUAAACCAAAAAGCAAACUAACCCACAGACUUGUUGAAUUGAAAAUGUGAACAUUAGUUUUAAAAAUUCUUAGUAGGUUACUUAAAAGUGUUUUUUUUUUUCAAAUAUAAAAUAGUGGAAAGUCUACUGUUGUGCCACUGUAAGUACAUUAUUUCCAUCUAAGCUUUAUGUAGAUCAUAAUUUGAAAACUAGAAAUUAAUGGGAGUCAACUAUGGUCAGUAGUUUAAUAGGGAAAAUAAAAUGAAUCAUUAUUUUAACUCAGUUUAUAAGGAUGAAGCUAAAAUGAUAUCAAACAUUUUGCCUGUCCUUUAUGUAAUAGGCAGAUUUUAUUUUAAAUGUUGUUUAACCUUUCAGAUUGUUUUUACAUCUAUGAUUCAGUUUAAUCUUUAACUUUGUAUAGAACCCUGCAUAUUUAUCACUUUUUUAUGUCUACUAUUGACUUUUAAGUUUGGGAGAAAUGGAAAAUUUUGGGACUAUGAGAUUAUAAUCUUUUUCCUUCCCUAUGUCGUUCAGUUUUAGUCAUUAGGUAACAAGAGUGAAGGGAGGAGACAGUGGAAGUUCAGGUUGUUUUUGUUAAAGUUGUUUUGAGCUGCAUUACUAUUUUGUACCUAGGAUAAAUUUAAAUUUACCUGGGUGAUAAGGAAAUUCUGACUCUGCUCUUAUAAAAUGCCCUCUUCUCUCUCCUUAGAAUAGUUUAAAGUCAUUUUUUCAAAGUUUUAAAAUAAGACAGUCAGAUUUCAAAGCAUAAAUCAGAAUUUUACUAUUUAGCAUAUAUUCUAGGAAAAUGUCUACCUUUAACGCACAACUAAUGAACUAAACAACCACUUGGCAUGUAGCAACAUUUAUGAAUGCUACAUGAAUUCUGAAGUGAAGUGAAUCUGAAGUGAUUUCUAUUUAUAAUCAUUGCUGAGAAAUCUGUUUUUUCCAAAAGUUAAAAGGAAACUAACUAGGUUCCAAAUGUAUAAGUUGUAAUCCAUCUACUUCCCUGUGUAAUAAAACCAAAACUUUUAAUCCCCAUUUAAAAAUUUUGUUCUGUAAGGAUGUUAUUUUUUGUUACUGGUUCCUAGAGCCUAAAUGAGCCUAUUCUCUUAUUUUUAGUAGGCAAGAUAGUUCAAAUGCAACAAUUUUGUGAUACAUGAAUACUAUGGAUUUUUAUCAGAUUCUCCUGUCUCUUCCACAGAGCAGAUACUCAACAAAUGCUUGUUGAGUGAUUGGAAGAAAAUAUAUUAACUUAUUUCAGAGCUUUACCAUUUCUUUCAUCAGUGUUUGUUCAGGAAAGAUGUGCCAAGAACAGCUUUGGUGGCAUAUUUUUGGGAAAAGGGGAAGGAAGAAUAAAAGGGCUGAAAGUAUUUUAUUUUCAGCUCAUGAGAGCUACUACUUCAAACUGUGUGCUUAGUCACCUGAGCCAUAAUUCUAAUAGGAGGGCUGUUGUAUUUGAAAUACUACAUGUUUUCUUCUCCAGGGAGACUUUUCUAGUUUCCCACCUCCUCACCUGUUGCUCUAAAAUUUUCCUUCCCUUUUUAUUUGUUGUAUAAGUGUAACAGUUAAAAAAAAGAGAAAGAAAAAUUACCCACAUUCUUACCACAUCAGCUGUCUUUAGGGUUCUGUGUUCACUUCCAGUGCUUGUCUAUGUAAAUAUGUAUUCUGAUGUACCUAUAAGUAAUCACUCCUAAUGUAAUUUGUCUUUGGUAUUUUAAAAUUUUGCAGCCAGGCAAGACAGCCUCACAGGGAUGGUAGGAACAAUUGAUAAUCUGGUGUGAGGAUGGGAAGAAAACAAGAAAUAAGUGAGGGUGGAGACCGAACCUUCCGUGUUUUUUUGCCCCCAGUCCUGAAGCCACGCUGCUGCCAUCAUGAUUGCAAUGAUGCCCAGUUUGAGCUUCAGACUGUGUGUACCAAGAAGGCUUACCUCACAGUAAAUGAAGGGGUCUGUGAGCAGAGAAACCCUUCAGACUGACUGGUUAUAUUAUAAGCCAUAGAACCAUUGCUGUUUUUCUGUUCCCCAGUUGUGCCCAUAAAGAGGUAUAUCUGGGCUGGAUACUUAGGCUCAAAUGGGGGGACAGGCAGUCAAGUACCAAUCUCUGUUGCUCUGACAGGUGAAUUUUAGCAACUCUCUAAACUCAGCUUCUAUACCUGUAAGACUGUGAGUGAGGCAGAUAGUGAUGGGGGAAAACUUUUAGAAAGUAGAAAACAACUUACUGGUUACUCUAUUAGCACGAUGCAAGUUGCCAAAUGGAAAAUGAAUGAAUGCAAAAAAAAUACAGCUGGAUUGUGUGCCACAAGUUUAUUAUUCAAUAAAUGUUUUGUGGUUUGA